Messenger RNA from Clunio marinus, 1329 nucleotides. Lineage: Eukaryota; Metazoa; Arthropoda; Insecta; Diptera; Chironomidae. The record is from the annotation of a GenBank genome assembly.
AUGUUGAUUGACAAUGAGAACAUUGAUAAAAUGAUAAAAGAUUUGACAUCGCAGCAAUUCGAUUAUUCUGGAUAUUAUUUAAUUCAUUUCUUAAACGGGAAUAACAAAAAGAAUUUGGAAUAUUUGUUCAAGACUUUCUUAAAAUUAUUUAUUUAUAAUGUAAAUGUUGUGACCUCUCAUAAUGAUCAAAAUAUUCAACUAUUAACAUUUUUGAUUUUCACUGAGAAAAGUUGCAACUCUUCGGAUCCAGUUAUUGUCAAUGAAUACAAGAACUUAAAAUGGAACAUUAAUUUGUUUUAUCCACCAAAGAUGAGAAAUUUACAUAACUGCACAAUGAAUGUUGCUGGUGCUAUUUACGAGCCUGCUAUUAUGGCACAAGGGGAUUAUGAAAAUGAUAACUACACACUCAUCGGGGUUGAUGUUGAAUUGAUUAAUGAAGUGGCUGAUGUUUUGAAUUUCUCUACUAAAUUUAUAUAUGAAUCUACACCAGGUGGAUGGGGCAAAAUAAACGAAGACGGGGAUGCUACUGGAUGUUUCCUACAACUUAUGAAACGUGAAGCUGAUUUGAUGAUUGGAUUUGUUGCAAGAACUGAAAUAGUUGUUGUGAUUCCGUCUGGUGCACCAUUCAAUGCAUUUGAGAAAUUAUUUCAACCGUUUCAAAGUGAAGUUUGGAUUGCAUUUGGUGCGACUUUUGUGUUGGGAAUUAUUUUGGUUACUCUUAUAACAUUGAAGAAGAAUAAAAUGUGGAAAAACAUAUUAAUUGGGGAAGAAAGCAAAACACCUGUCAUGGAUAUUAUUUCUACAAUUGUAGGGGGUUCAAUACGAGUUCUACCUCGCAGAACAACAGCGAGAAUUCUUCUCGUAGCGUUUUUGUUCUUUUGCUUAGUGAAGCGAUCACUUUACACAUCUGCACUUUAUAAGUUUCUUCAGUCUGACUCUCGUAAACCAGCAGUAACUUCAAUUCAGGAGAUGAUUGAUAAUGAUUUUAUUAUUUAUUACUAUCCAGCAUUCAAACAAAACUAUCAAGGAUCUAAAAUCUUCGUAAUUGGAGAAGAGAUUGACCAAAGUGAAGUCAGUGCUUAUCAAAGGAAAACACUAGAUGCAAGAUUCAAGGGCGCAGUUGUCAACUACGAUUCUCAAGUCUUAGUAUUGAAUGAACCAAUCGUUAUUGCUUUAUCAACUUGGAGCUUUCCAAAAGAUUCUUAUUUAUUAAAAAUAUUCGAUGAGACGAUGAGUGCGCUUAGAGAGAAUGAACUUCAAAAUAGUAAAAUGUAUUUUCAAACGCCUCAUUCCAAUACAUUUCAGGUGGUCACAGAAGGCAAACUUUGA